This is a messenger RNA of Mya arenaria, 4389 nucleotides long. RefSeq names its product allatostatin-A receptor-like. Gene Ontology annotation, molecular function: G protein-coupled receptor activity. The transcript is spliced from 2 exons. Gene Ontology annotation, cellular component: membrane. Gene Ontology annotation, biological process: G protein-coupled receptor signaling pathway. The record is from RefSeq and is a predicted model, not a curated record. Bases 473 to 1711 code for a protein of 412 amino acids. Lineage: Eukaryota; Metazoa; Mollusca; Bivalvia; Myida; Myidae.
UUUAUUUCACGGUGUAUCGGAGACCGUCUUCCAGUUUAACAAAACGUUGCGUUGUCGGCGUGAUCAUUGCAUAUUGUUGCCGGGAAAAUUUUGUGGAGGAAGACAGCUCAUAAUCUCUGCAUGUAAAGAAGAGUUUGAUUUCGGAACCGCGCUCUGUUAAUUCGUUUUCGUUAGGAACUCAAAAUUGUUUCCAACAUGAGUAUUUGUGCUUAAGUCAGAAAAACGUAUUGCCUCGUUUAUACUUGUUCAUGAGAAUUCUUCGCAUUUUGCUGUCGGCAUCUGAAGGACGUAUCUGAGCUGUGUCACAGUGGGUUUCACGUACAAACUUCGGACUCGGUGGUAUUUCAAUGAUUUCGAAGAGAUAACUAUUAACUAUCACACGGGCAGGUAUAACGAAUUCAAGAAAGAAGUACGGUGUUAUUCUUCUAUUUGUUUAACACCACGGAAUUAGAAACACGCUAUCAUCAUUAAGAUGGAGACCACAGUCAUAGAUCUGGUAACCAUGAACUACACCUUAACGACGAAUACGACAGCUGUCAACAUUAACACAUCAACCCCUUCCCAGAAUCACUCAGACCUUCUUGACGUUCAGGAAUUUGUAGAAUUUGAAUAUUAUGUUCGCAUUAUCAUCCCUAUAAUAUUCGGUUUAAUAGUUGCUUUGGGACUGUUAGGAAACUUGCUGGUGAUCGUUGUUAUUCUUAUGAACCAGCAAAUGCGGAGCACAACAAAUAUCCUGAUCUUAAAUCUUGCGAUUGCAGACCUGUGUUUCAUAAUUUUUUGUGUGCCAUUCACUGGAACUGGCUAUGUUCUUCCGCAGUGGCCGUUUGGAAGGAUAUGGUGUAAAAUAGUCCAGUUCCUGAUAUACGUCUGCGCCUACGCCAGUGUCUACACACUGGUGAUGAUGUCUCUAGACCGAUACCUUGCGGUCGUUCAUCCAAUCUACUCCAUGUCGUACAGAACCCAGAGAAACACAGUGUGGAUACUUCUUUGUCUAUGGGGACUUAUAUUAGGCGGUCACACGCCUCUACUUUUUCACAAUGAUGUUAUCCAUUAUGUAUACAACGGUGACCCGCGUUCGGCUUGUGUUAACAAAGUUACCGUUAAUAACAACUCGGCCGCAAAACUAUUUUAUGGUUCCUUCUUCGCUUGCGGGUAUGUGCUACCGUUGUCACUAAUAGUUGUCCUGUACGGCUUUAUGCUUAAACGUCUUCUAUAUGGUGUAGUGCCAGGAGGUUCCCAAAGAGCAGAAAGCAUUCGCUCCAAAAAGCGAGUUACAAAAAUGGUGGUAAUUGUAGUCGUUAUUUUUGCUUUAUGCUGGUUACCUAUACAGAUAGUCUUCAUUAUUCAAAACUUCGGUAACUUUGACGAAGGCGUCCAUUCAAUCGCAAUUCAAAUGGUGUCCAACUGCCUUGCUUAUAUGAACUCCUGCGUCAAUCCGAUAUUGUAUGCAUUUUUAUCGGACAAUUUCCGACGAAGUUUCAAGAAAGUGCUUUGCUGUGGAUAUGGACAUUACACUAAAUUCGAAUACGAACGUACAAAUAUUAAAAUAGAGAAAACCGAGAAAACGACUGUUGCCCAGCAACCAUCGAACAAUGGCACUACAAUGACUCCAGCCUCCACUGGCGUGUCUACAACAACACUGCAGACAUAUUAUCACAACGCCGAUAGCAACAGAGAUACUGCCAACCAUUGUACACAGACGGAAGUGUAAAGUAUUGUUUGGGAUGUGUAUUAACCGAUGUUUGCUUGUUUAAAUAUUAUAUCAGAGAUUACAACCGCAUACAUUGCUAAUGUUCAUGUUAAUGCGUCGAAGAUGGAUGUUGACAAUCCUGUAUAAAUCAAAACAAAGGUAUUUUCAUAAACGAGCACUAUAAUCACUCCAUUUGAAAAAACAUUAUCCACUGGUCUCCCAGUGGCAUUCAGCAACUCAGUCUUUAGAAUGGUUCAAAAUAAUGUUAAUUGGAUACUAUUAUGUACAUUAAAAAAUGAAACGUAUUUAUAUAAUGAUAUAAAAAAAAGUGUUACCAUCCUUGAACGACUACUGUGAAACUGACAGGUUAACGUUUCGAGUUAGUGACCUUUCAUUUCUAUAGCGAAACGUGUUCCUACUUUCCAAUGGACAAGUGUUCUUAUCCUUUGUUGUAAAGGAACCGUUUUUGAUGUCGGUGAAUAGAUAAAACUCAAAUAUAAAGUAUGUUUCAUAUUUAAGAAAAGUUAGUCAGACAAAAUUAUUGGCUUCCUUUUCUAUUAAGACUGGUCGCUGGUCAGACGCAAUGGUUAUUUCCCUUUGUCAAUGGAAAGCGCUGUUUCUUAAAAACGCUACAUAUUAACGCGCAUACCUAUCGUAAAUUUUAACGAUAAGAAACAUAGGGUACAAGUCUUACAGAAAUACGCAGAUUUGUAUAAACUCAAAGAUGGCGUUUACGCACCUGAUAUCGAUCUUACGAUUUUAGAACAUAUUCCCCAUAUCUCCUAAAUUGUCUCGCAAACAUAUAAUGCGGAUGGGGUUAUUCCAACCCUUAAUAUUUACACCACAACUUACAUUCCCUUAAUGAACUGCAUUUUUGCUAUUUCGAAUAUUUUCAUAUGAAGGAAACAUCUUCGGAUAUGUUCGGAUCGCGAAUAAUCGUGUAUUUAAUAUACAUGUUAAUUAAAAAAAAAUGUUAUUUUUGAACUGUGUUAGGUCAGCAGGUCACAAAAAAGUGUUAUUUAUUGUAUAGUUGUCACUAACGCUUCAAUUUCACAUUUUAAAUGAUUAUGUUUUCCGCGAUAUUAUGACGUUAUAUGACAAACUGUUUUUGGUCAAUACGGUUGGGUCGUUCUAUUUAGAGAAUGGGUGUGAAAGAAUUACUUUUAAAAGAAUUAUUUGUUAAAUUAAAUGAAGUAUGUUUUAAAAAUUCUGUAAAGAAAUAAUGGACAACUUGUGUCAGUAUUAGUAAUGAACUGCGUGAUUGAUGUCAUUAUGGGGGAUAUCCAUUCACUUUAAACAUCAUAUAUAUUGUACAUAUUCACCCUUAAACAAGUUAUUCGAGUCUUUGAAGUCAUGUAUAGAUUGUCCAUUUUUGAAUAUUGUAAAUAUGCGAAUACAUCAGUGCAUAUUUUUCCCUUUGCUAAAAAAAUGGUUCUGUCAACACGUAGUACACAAUGCGCGCAAAUCAAACUCUGAUAUUGGCUCACGUUAAACAAAUGUAUUUUCAUUAUUCACAGGCUUCCUUUUGUAAGUGCACUACUAUGUAUCUUAAAAAUCCUUUUUUAAAGAAUUUGGAAGACAUAAUUUAUGAUUUUAUAAGAUUUGCCGUAAGAAGUAAAUAAAAUGAAAUACAAUUAUAUAAAUAUUCUUGUAAAUAUGUAUAUCACUGUCGUUAAUGAAAUCUUAGAGACACUUAUUUGGUAUGAGUGCACUGUACACAUUUUAUUUUUGGAUGUCUCAUGACAAGACGCCCAUCUCAUGGUAACGUCUUUCAUUUGUAGUAAUAUUCCCAACCAUGUCUGUGUAAAUUGAUUAAAGCAUAUUUGAAAUAGUUUUUGCUUGAAUGCUUUACAAGUGAACAUGCAUCUUUCGUACAACUAGUAAAGAUGUCAAAUCAAUGAAAUAAGCCUGUUGAGAGUAGUUUAGCAUGUCAAAUGUGCUGCAAUCAUUUUUCGAGGAAACCUGUUUUAUAAUGUCUCAACUUGGUCUGAACAAAUGUUUUAAUUUGUAGACAAUGAUGACGGAGUAGUAAGUAUUUUAAUUUCUGACUUGAUGUGAUGUUGAACGUUUGUUAUCUAUUGCAAUGUCUGGUAUCGAAACUGUUUGACCGUCAUUUUCCUUAUUCAAAAAUAUCUCAUUGUAAUUAAACUAUUAUUUUGAUUAUAAUUUAUGCGUAUAAUUUUGUUAUUCAUCCAAGCUACAAGUCAUUUCUCAAUAUGUGUUAAACCAGUUUGCUUUAUACAUCUAUAUUUAAAUUGCAAUCUGAAAUUCAGGCGUCGACGUUAAAGUAGCCAUUUGCUUUUGCAGCUUCUUAACGAUCAAGUCGGCAGUCCGGCCAUAGCCCGACGCCGACAAAACACGGUACCUUUCUAAGUGUUCAGCCGGAAAUGCCACGAAAAUAUGUAUAUACUAGCCAGUUCGCGAGCUUCUAAAUAAUUCACUUAAUAAAACCAAUGAAUGACUAAAUGAAAAUUUAGCGGUUGUUUUCGUUACUAUAUUGCUAUUUGGUGGUUGGAUUCUGUUUAAUGGAUUUUAGUGGUCAGAACUCCUCUAAAUUGUUGAAUGUGAAUCUGUCCGGUAAACCCGUUGGUGGAGGAAUAGUUUCCGUAUGAUACAUGUUGUUGUUAGUGUUCCUCUGUUACUAUUUUGUGUGAAUAUUCGCUGCUGCUGUAUAAAGAGCUGUUAUUGUUAAUACUUAA